AUGUCCGUUGUCCCGAAUCCAGCAUUCAAUGCUAAAAAGCAACUUAUCUGUGGGGUAAGCGUGAUCAUAAGCGUUUCGGCAGAAAACAAUCAGCAAGUAGUGGCCAGGUGGAUGUGCGACGGCAGAAUUGACUGCUCAGACCAUUCUGAUGAAGACGAUUCGGUAUGCUUAAAACGACCGCAACACGGACCCCUGGAUGGUUCUAGUCGAUAUGUGCCUCAUACGAUAAAAUGUCCCAAAGGAUGGUUCAUGUGCAGGGACAGUUCCAAAUGUAUCGCUUCUCGAUUUGUGUGCGAUCAGAAAAAUGACUGCAAGGACGGAUCAGACGAGCGAGAAUUUUGUCACGGCUGGCAAGCGUUGAAGAGAAACUGUGGUUUCAUCCUUGACGACGUCAUUCAUGAACAAAUUCAAACGAAUCUCUGCGUCCCUGAUAUACGAAUCCGUAUCUCGCAUGACGUCGUUCUCGACAAGAGUCGAGGAACCUACGGAUCGAUCCACCUGCAGAAAAUAACAAUGACUGACUAUUAUUCCCAUUUGGCAAAGGUUUGA
This is a messenger RNA of Haemonchus placei, 549 nucleotides long. NCBI's taxonomy places the organism in Eukaryota, Metazoa, Nematoda, Chromadorea, Rhabditida, Trichostrongylidae. The record is from the annotation of a GenBank genome assembly.